Messenger RNA from Panicum hallii, 1884 nucleotides. RefSeq names its product indole-2-monooxygenase-like. The record is from RefSeq and is a predicted model, not a curated record. Gene Ontology annotation, molecular function: oxidoreductase activity, acting on paired donors, with incorporation or reduction of molecular oxygen; iron ion binding; heme binding. The transcript has 2 exons. Bases 188 to 1810 code for a protein of 540 amino acids. Lineage: Eukaryota; Viridiplantae; Streptophyta; Magnoliopsida; Poales; Poaceae.
UCUGAAUAUACUAGUACAAACGAUAGAUGCCUUCUUCUUGCUGCUAUAUAUCACCAGCCUUGUACCUAUAAAGCCAGCUGAGCUAGUUGCCUGCCCAUCAUCAUUCACUUCGACUUAACAUCAGUUGAUAAGCAGCAAGCAGGCUAGACGUACACAAUUAGCCAGGGUAGCUAGCCGCGUUGCUGUCAUGGCUCAAGUGUUGCAGGUGCGCCAUGUCCUCCAUCAGCUUCAGCUGCAGCUGCACCUGCUGCUGCCACAGGAAUCAGCAGCAGUAGUCUCCAUCGUCCUGCUCAUCAUCGUCUGUCCUCUUCUCGCCCUCCUGAUCCUGCGCCGCCCAUCGACGGCGGCCACCGCAAGAAGAGCCAGAGAGCAGCUGCUGAGCAAGCUGCCUUCGCCUCCCGGCAGGCUCCCCGUCAUCGGCCACCUCCACCUCGUCGGCUCCCUCCCGCACGUCUCCCUCCGUGACCUCGCCGCCAGGCACGGCCGCGACGGCCUCAUGCUCCUCCGCCUCGGCGCCGUCCCGACGCUCGUCGUCUCCUCACCGCGCGCCGCGCAGGCCGUGCUGCGCACGCACGACCACGUCUUCGCGUCCCGGGCCUACUCCCCCGUCACCGACAUCCUCUUCUACGGCUCCACGGACGUCGCCUUCGCCCCCUACGGCGAGCACUGGCGGCAGGUCAGGAAGAUCGCCACCACGCACCUGCUCACCACCAGGAAGGUCCGGUCCUACCGCCGUGCCCGCGAGCACGAGGUGAGGCUGGUCGUGGCCAAGAUCCGCGAGGCGGGCAGCGCCGUCGACCUGAGCGACCUGCUCAACUGCUUCACCAACGACGUCGUGUGCCACGCCGUGUCCGGCAAGUUCUUCAGGGAGGAAGGCCGGAACAGGCUCUUCCGGGAGCUCGUGGAGGCCAACUCGUCGCUCAUCGGCGGCUUCAACGUGGAGGACUACUUCCCGGCGCUGGUGAAGCUGGACGUGGUGAAGAGGAUGGUGUGCGCCAAGGCCCGGAAGGUGAACAGGAUGUGGGACGAGCUGCUCGACAAGCUCAUCGAUGACCAUGCGAGCAGGCCAGCGCCGGAACGCGACGGCGAGGAGAGCGACUUCAUCGAUGUGCUGCUCUCUGUGCAGCAAGAGUACAAGCUCACGAGAGACCACAUCAAGGCGCAAUUGGCGAUCAUGUUCGAAGCUGGCACGGAUACGUCAUUCAUCGUCCUGGAAUAUGCCAUGGUUGAGCUCAUGCAAAACCCUCGCCUCAUGACCAAGCUACAAGCCGAGGUGAGAAGCAGUAUAGGCAAGGGUAAAGACAUGGUUACCGAAGAUGAGCUCAACAAUCUAGCCUACUUGAAGGCAGUCAUCAAAGAGACACUCCGGCUCCAUAUGCCGGCACCACUCCUCGUGCCGCACCUCUCGAUGGCCGACUGCGACAUCGAGGGCUACACGAUACCGGCGGGGACGCGCGCCAUCGUCAACAGCUGGGCUCUUGCAAGGGAUCCAAACCAUUGGGAGAAGGCGGAGGAGUUCAUGCCAGAGCGGUUCAUGGAAGGCGGUAGCGCUGCAGCGAUGGACUAUAAGGGAAACGACUUCCUCUACUUGCCAUUCGGGACAGGGCGGAGGAUAUGCCCUGGUAUAAACUUUGCGACUUCCACCAUCGAAGUCAUGCUAGCGAACCUUGUCUACCACUUCAACUGGGAGCUGCCACCAGAAUCAGCGGAGAAAGGCAUCGAUAUGACCGAAGCAUUCGGGGUGACCGUGCACCGGACAGAGAAGCUCCUCCUUGUCCCCGUAGUGCAUGCCUCAUCUGUAGUUAGGUAGUCCUGGCCUAAACUUCCUAUAUAUAUAAUAUAAUAUAAUAUAAUAUAAUUAAUAAUAUCGCAAAUGGAAGUGUU